This is a messenger RNA of Otolemur garnettii (small-eared galago), 1582 nucleotides long. It is a transcript of the gene RAD1, whose product is annotated as RAD1 checkpoint DNA exonuclease. Gene Ontology annotation, biological process: DNA damage checkpoint signaling; DNA repair. Gene Ontology annotation, molecular function: 3'-5' exonuclease activity. The transcript has 5 exons. The coding region runs from base 544 to 1392 and encodes 282 amino acids. Lineage: Eukaryota; Metazoa; Chordata; Mammalia; Primates; Galagidae. The record is from RefSeq and is a predicted model, not a curated record. Gene Ontology annotation, cellular component: nucleus; checkpoint clamp complex.
CACCCCUCAAGGACUUGGCUGGGACUGGCUCUCGGGCGUCCAGACGCCACCGCAAACGUAGGGUGUCCGCACCGGGGGUCUGCGGGCGGGCCGGGGAGUGGGGUUAUCGGGGACACUUAGAGGACUUUGCAAGGCGUCAGGCCCGCCCUCAUCGCCAGCAGUGUUGGAGGCUGGGGUGGUGGCGCGUUGGUAGCUCCCGGUUGACGUGGAGAAACUGCCCAAGUGAACUACCGCAUCAGUUGCCUAUUUGCAUUCGUCACAGCUUUUCACCUGUUACUGUCUCCAUACUGAAAACGAGGAAACCGUACCUUAAAGAGAGAAAUAAUUUCCCCCAAAGUUAUACAGGGAGUUAAAGUGGCCCAGGUGGGACUGGCCCGGUCGACCGAGUUCAACGCCGCCUUACACCGCCUCAACGUAAGUGGAGGCCCGAACCUCCCUGGCAUUGACAGGGGGUUAUUGUCGAAUCUUGUCAGGUGUUUCGUCAUCCGUGGGAGCAGUUGUUAGCCCCGGGAGCACCGCUCGGGCCCGAACGUGCAGGGGACGAUGCCUCUCCUAACCCAGCAUAUCGAAGAUGAGAAUGAUCAGUACAGCUUAGUGGCCAGCCUUGACAACGUCAGGAAUCUCUCCACUAUCUUGAAAGCUAUUCAUUUCCAAGACUAUGCCACGUGUUUCGCCACUAAAAAUGGAAUUAAGGUUACCGUCGAAAAUGCAAAGUGUGUGCAAGCAAAUGCUUUUAUUCAGGCUGGAAUAUUUCAAGAGUUUACAGUUCAGGAAGAAUCUAUUACUUUUCGAAUUAAUUUAACCGUCCUUUUAGACUGUUUAUCUAUUUUUGGAUCAAGUCCUACACCAGGGACUUUAACUGCCCUUCGGAUGUGUUACCAGGAUUAUGGUUAUCCUUUGAUGCUGUUUCUGGAAGAAGGAGGAGUGGUAACAGUCUGCAAAAUCAAUACUCAGGAGCCAGUGGAGACUCUGGACUUUGAUUUCUGUAGUACCAAUGUUAUUAAUAAAAUUAUCCUGCAGUCAGAGGGGCUCCGUGAAGCCUUUUCCGAACUGGAUAUGACGAGUGAGGUCCUCCAGAUAACCAUGUCUCCUGAAAAGCCUUACUUCAGGUUAUCUACUUUUGGAAAUGCAGGAAGUUCCCAUCUUGACUAUCCCAAAGAUUCUGAUUUGAUGGAAGCAUUUCAUUGUAAUGAGACACAAGUCAACAGAUACAAGAUUUCUCUUCUGAAACCAUCUACAAAGGCAUUAGUUCUAUCUUGUAAGGUAUCUAUUCGGACAGAUAACCGAGGCUUCCUUUCACUGCAGUAUAUGAUUAGAAAUGAAGAUGGACAAAUAUGUUUUGUGGAAUAUUACUGCUGCCCUGAUGAAGUAGUUCCUGAAUCUGAGUCUUGAAUAUGAUAAUUCACUGUGAUAUUUUAUGUGUACAUUCAUGACAGGUUAAGUUCUCAUUCUGAGUACAGUACUUUUUAUAAUUUACUGGAUUUCUAUAGAGAAGAAGCAUGAGAGGAUAGGAGCAAGGUCCCUGUACCCUACCAGUUGCAGUGUAUUUUGUAAAAUAAAUGUUUUUAUGUAGUCCAUAGAA